Cladophialophora immunda is the source of this 2366-nucleotide messenger RNA. RefSeq lists its product as uncharacterized. Gene Ontology annotation, biological process: iron ion transport; copper ion import; intracellular iron ion homeostasis. Gene Ontology annotation, cellular component: plasma membrane. The record is from RefSeq and is a predicted model, not a curated record. Gene Ontology annotation, molecular function: ferric-chelate reductase activity. The transcript has a single exon. Lineage: Eukaryota; Fungi; Ascomycota; Eurotiomycetes; Chaetothyriales; Herpotrichiellaceae. Bases 227 to 2239 code for a protein of 670 amino acids.
CCCGUGGUGGUUUCAUUCUUCGAGACAACGUAAUUGUUGAAGUUCAAAGAACUGCUUUGUUACACCCUCUUUGAAGGAGUUGAGAGACGACUGCUAAGUUCUCUUUCACGGAAUUCAUUGACUCGAGACAAAAGUCCCAUAUCGUCUGCUCACCCCCCAGGCACGAUACAAACAUCCAUCUCGAAACCUGAACCCAUCUCUUCGAACCAGAUCAGACCGAAACAAAAUGGACAAAAUCGGCCGUUCACUUUCCAACGUGCUUGACACUGCCUCGCACCUACUGCGGAACUAUGCAAAUGACCAAAUCAACCCGCAUCGGGGCCAUCACUCCAGACGGGAUCUAGCGGAUGGCAACAUGAGUCUCCAAGCUGCCCGAAGCGCUUUCAACAGCACCAAGCCCACUGUCACUUUUUCCAACCUUGUGGUGACUGGUGGCAAUCCCCCCACCGUCUCUCCAUUCUACACCGGCUUAAACGGAGUCAACCUGGAAAUGGAUGCUCAAUUGGUCAGAAUGCUGUGGCUUUCUAUCAUCGCCGCACUCACAAUUGUGUUUGCUUUGCGAUUAUCACAGUUGUUUGUAUCCUACAUCCGGAACAUCUAUUGUAUGACUACAGAAAAGCAUUGCCAACAAAACUACUAUGGUGUGGAUCACUUCAGAAUCUGGAGCUGGCUGAAGAAGCAUAUCAUCUAUGCUCCACUCUGGAAGAAACGACACAAUCGCGAGUUCCAGCUGUCUGGUGCGGUCAACUACGGCACCCUGCCCAGCCGUAUCCACUCUCUGCUCCUCAUCAUUUAUGCCAUCACCAACUUGAUCUACUGUCUCCUGCUCGAUUGGGGCAAUCCACAGAAGGGGGCGCUGUACGCGGAGCUACGCGGACGCAGCGGCAUCUUGGCCACCGUCAACCUCAUCCCUCUUAUUGUGCUCGCGGGCAGAAACAACCUCGCAAUCCCGCUCCUGAGGGUCAGCUUCGACACAUUCAACCUCUUCCAUCGCUGGAUCGGCAGGCUUGUGGCCGCUUUAUCAGCCAUUCAUUUCUUCGCGUGGCUGGCUGCCUACAAGCUGGCUAAGGGGAACCAAGCAACAAUCAGAAUCUUUCAUGGCGCUCCUUUCCUCGAUUACGGCCUUUUAGGAUUGAUUGCGAUAGUGUUGUUGCCGUUGCAUUCGUUGUCACCCAUUCGACAUGCCUUCUACGAAACAUUUCUUCACCUUCACCAAAGCCUGGCUUUUUUGGCCCUGCUCGGGGUAUAUGUCCAUCUGGACAUCAUGCAUCUGCCCGCCUAUCCUUCCAUCUUGACGGCUGUAUUGCUUUUGUUCAUUGAGAGAAUUUGGCGCUUGGGCAGCAUUGCAUAUCUUAACUACUCCCGAUCAGGCGGGACCACAACUACUGUCGUGGAGGCGUUACCAGGUGAUGCAUGCCGUGUCACCUUUCAACUACCGCGGCGCAUCACGAUCCGGCCCGGCAGUCACAUGUAUGCAUACCUCCCAUCGAUCUCGCUUUGGAUGUCACAUCCAUUCUCCGUUGCAUGGACGAAUGUCGAGUCUGAGCCUCCCGUCUGUGGCCACAAUUUUGAAUUGCAAAGACCAUCAAGCCCGAACUCUUUGGAGAGGCAAUCAGUUUUCCAUUCACCAUCAAAGGCACCCACGACUGUCUCGCUGAUCAUGGUCGCACGAACUGGCAUGACGAGACAACUCUACAGGAAGGCUCGCGCUGCUCCCGGAUGCAAGCUUGAACUACGGGGGUUUCUUGAAGGCCCAUAUGCCGGACAUGACUCGCUUGUCAGUUACGGUACGGUUGUCAUGUUUGCUGGAGGCGGUGGCAUCACCCAUCAUCUCAUUCAGAUCCGACACCUCCUAGCAGGGGCACGGUCGCAAACCGUGGCCACCCGAAAGAUUGUGCUUGUCUGGUCGAUCCGCGACACCGAGUCCAUGGAGUGGGUGAAGCCGUGGAUGAACGAGAUUCUACACAUGGAAGGCCGGCGAGACGUUCUCAUGAUCCGAGUGCAUGUGAGUAAACCGACGAGAGCGAUCAACCACAGCAAGAGCAAGCCCACCAUGCAGAUUGUUCAGGGCAGAGUUGAUCCCGGAGCUGUGCUAGAUGAGGUGAUUCCGGUGAGAGUUGGUGCUGUAAUGGUAAGUGUUUGUGGGCCGGGAGCGCUGGCAGACGAGGUGCGGGCGGCAGUGAGGAGCAGGAUACACCAGGGUAAUUUGGAGUUGAAUGAGGAGAGCUUUACGUGGUAGCUUGGAGAGGUAGAGAACGAGCAAAGGAAAACAUGUGCUUUGCUCAGGCGCCUGGAUAGUAUUGAAUGCUUCGGCCUGGCGCUGAUGGUGGGGAGGGACUGUCGCAAACAUAGAUGGCUAUUACGAG